AUGCGCAGCCGUGGCAUAACCAGGUUUCAUGUGAACCAUCGCGCAAGAAGCCCAAAAAUCUUCCGCAAGAAGAACGGCAUGGUCAAGGCGCGCCAAGACAAGGAGCUGCGUGACAAGCUACGCGCCGAGCAGGCUGAAAUUGAAGCCGAGCAGGCCGCCAUGGUGGAGGUUCCCGAUGACGUCGCCUUCGUUGACAGUGAGCUCGAGCUCCCACCUGGGUACUCCAUGGCAGAGUCCCUCCCGAAGACCGACCAAGCGAAGGAAGAUGUGUGA
This is a messenger RNA of Symbiodinium necroappetens, 273 nucleotides long. Lineage: Eukaryota; Dinophyceae; Suessiales; Symbiodiniaceae. The record is from the annotation of a GenBank genome assembly.